AUGGUUCGAAACAUCGUCGUCAUUGGGGGCACCUCCCACCCUCAACUGACUCAGACGAUCAGCGACAUUCUCGGGAUCCCUCCUGCCGACGUAUUACUGUCAAAGUUUUCUGUUGGCGAAACCAGGGUCGAAAUCAAAGAAUCCGUGCGUGGAAAAGAUGUCUACAUUGUUCAGUCCGGUGGUGGAAAGGUGAAUGACCAUCUCUUGGAGUUGCUCAUCACUAUCUCGGCAUGCAAGACCGCAUCCGCUCGAAGAGUCACCGCCGUUCUCCCGCUCUUCCCAUACUCUCGCCAGAGUGACAUCCCUUACAACAAAUCGGGAGCUCCUCUGAUCAAAUCGUCUGUUGAAGGAAAGGGGGCUUCCAACGGGUAUACCUUUGAGAGCACCCCCACGACUCCCCAUCCCGGGAGGGUUGAGACUGGAAACCCGAUGAAUGGCGUCAGUGUCGAUAACCUGCAAAAGAGUCUGGCAAGGGCUCAGCUGGAGGAGUCUUCCGGUAGCCCGGUGAAGAAGCGUCAACCCAAUGGGCUUUCUCGCAGCGACACCUUGGAAUCUCUGAAGUCGGACAGCAGCAAGUCCACGCUUCCCAACGGCCUUUUGGACGAUAGUCAAGACAAAAUCAACAAGUUCGAGCCCCGUCCCGGAUACAAACAGUGGGUUGCUCAAGCGGGUACCCUCGUGGCUGACUUGCUCACUUGCGCUGGCGCGGACCACGUUAUCACGAUGGACUUGCACGACCCCCAAUAUCAAGGGUUCUUUGACAUCCCUGUAGACAACCUCUACGGGCGGCCUCUUCUCAAGAACUACAUCUUGCGCAACAUCCCCAACUACAAGGAAGCCGUUGUUGUGAGUCCGGAUGCCGGAGGUGCCAAGAGAGCGACUGCGAUUGCAGAUUCCAUGGGCAUGGAAUUUGCACUGAUCCACAAGGAACGCCGACCCACGCGGAUCACGGAUCGUCAGAAUGCCACCAUGAUGCUUGUUGGAGAUGUCAGAGACCGGACCGCGAUCCUGAUUGAUGACCUUGCUGACACGUCGAACACCAUCACCCGCGCUGCCAAGCUCUUGAAGAAGGAAGGUGCCUCUCAAGUCUACGCUUUGGUGACACAUGGAAUCCUAAGCGGUGACGCUAUUGAGCGUAUUAAUGCCAGUGCUCUCGACAAGGUUGUCGUGACCAAUAGCGUUUCUCAGGCAGAGCACUUGCGCCGAUGCCCUAAGCUGGAAGUCUUGGAGGUCGGCCACGUUUUCGCAGAGGCUAUUCGUCGCGUCCAUCACGGCGAGAGUAUCAGUGCGCUUUUCCAGUACGAGUAA
Molecule: messenger RNA, 1308 nt
Organism: Aspergillus mulundensis
Lineage: Eukaryota; Fungi; Ascomycota; Eurotiomycetes; Eurotiales; Aspergillaceae
Product: ribose phosphate diphosphokinase subunit PRS5
Exons: 3
Coding region: 1-1308 (435 amino acids)
Biological process (GO): 5-phosphoribose 1-diphosphate biosynthetic process; purine nucleotide biosynthetic process
Cellular component (GO): cytoplasm; ribose phosphate diphosphokinase complex
Molecular function (GO): magnesium ion binding; ribose phosphate diphosphokinase activity
Source: RefSeq, a predicted model, not a curated record